UUACGUCACUCCAUAGAAUAUUGGAGAAGGUCGGUUAGGUGGCUCGGUCGGUGUGCGCAGCGCUUAGUUAAAUUUAGUGAUCUCGCGUGUUACGCUAUCAUUCCUGUUAAUCCUUAUCAAAUUUCAUAGUUUCAAAAUGAGUGACACCGAAAAAGAAUUCAAGAAAGAGGUUGAGGUUGGAAGAAUGCAAAAGGCUCAAGAUGUGAAGUUUUAAAUGUUUGAAGCUGAUGGUGUUGAUGCAUGCUAAUGUAUUGGAGACUGAACAGAAGCGAUCAAGAUCUGACCCCACUUCUAGUGUUGUUAUUGGCGAUGGGAUGGUAAAAAUGGGGAAGAGGAAGAGGAAAAAAGAAGUCAGAAAUUCAAACGGAAGAAAGAAGAAAUGAAGGGUUGUUAUGAAGUAAUGAAGUUAAGAUCAGAAGUAUACCUGGGAUUCGAGAGGUCACUCGAGGAGUGCAUCCCCUCGGGGUUCUGCUAAAUCUACUAGCCACUCACCAGCGCGUUCAAAAGAUGGCUCCCACCAUUCGAGGUCCAGAUCUCGUUCUCGUUCAAGAUCAAAAUCUAGGUCUCGGUCUCAUCGCAGUUCGCGCAGGCGCUACUCCCGUUCUCGUUCCCAUUCCCGUCGCCGGCGUUCCAGAAGCCGGUCUCGUAGCUCAGACUACCGCCGGCGACAUAGGAGCCAUAGCCGCUCUCCGAUGUCAAAUCGCCGCAGACAUAUUGGCAACAGGGGGAACCCGGACCCUAGCUGCUGUCUGGGUGUGUUUGGUCUGAGCCUGUACACCACAGAGAGAGACCUGCGCGAAGUUUUCUCCAAGUACGGCCCACUGAGCGAAGUGAACAUAGUUUAUGACCAACAGUCUCGUCGCUCGAGGGGGUUUGCCUUCGUCUAUUUUGAAAAUUCUGAGGAUUCCAAGGAGGCCAAGGAGCAAGCUAAUGGAAUGGAACUUGAUGGGCGCAGGAUCCGGGUGGAUUUUUCCAUUACCAAAAGAGCCCACACGCCAACCCCUGGAAUCUACAUGGGACGUCCCACGUAUGGCGGAGGCGGUGGAGGUGGUGGUGGUUCUCGUCGUGGUUCAAGAGAUUAUGACAGAGGGUAUGACCGGGGCUACGACAGAGGUUAUGAUAGAGGGUAUGAUCGUGACUAUGAUCGAUAUGAUGAUCGGGAGUACCGAUCAUACAGGCGCAGAUCUCCGUCUCCAUACUACAGCAGGGGAUACCGAUCCAGAUCUCGAUCCUAUUCACCACGUCACUACUGAACCUCAGUGGCCAUCGGUGUUACUUCUCAAUGCUUUUUUUCCUUUUUUUCAGUGUUUUGACCAGAUUUUACAUGGAAAGUCAUUUUGGACAUGUUGGUAUAUAAAACAUGCGAAUGUUUUCAUUAAAAUGUUACACAUAGUCGCUCAAUGUCACAAAUUUAUUGUGGGAAAACAGUGGAUCAUGUGAGAACCGGUCAUGGUGUGGAUCAGGUGUGCCCCUUAUCUCCUAAAUAAGUCUUUUUUUCUUAAAGUGGAUAUAAGACAGAUAUUUGUCAGGGAACCUGUUACCAUGUGUAAAAUAAAUUGCUGAAUUUGUUAAACAUUCGCUCUACCGAUUUUCUUUUUAUCUCACGCAUUUUUGUCACUUGUUCUUUUUUUUCCUUUUUUUUUUUUUACGAUAAGUGUCAUGGUCCUAGUUUGUCAUAUUUUAGAUGUUGUUUGUUUUAUUUUUUCUUUGUUUUUGUACACAAGUAAAUAAAGUCAAUAGCUGUCA
Molecule: messenger RNA, 1746 nt
Organism: Oryzias latipes (Japanese medaka)
Lineage: Eukaryota; Metazoa; Chordata; Actinopteri; Beloniformes; Adrianichthyidae
Product: transformer 2a
Molecular function (GO): RNA binding
Source: RefSeq, a predicted model, not a curated record